Molecule: messenger RNA, 528 nt
Organism: Porites evermanni
Lineage: Eukaryota; Metazoa; Cnidaria; Anthozoa; Scleractinia; Poritidae
Source: the annotation of a GenBank genome assembly
AUGGAAGAACGAGCUAUUCACAUUUCCUCAGUUAAUCGAGAAAAAAGAGGAACAAACAGACCUGGUGAUUUUACAAUAAAGUUUAAUCCACCUCUAAAACUUGACCCUGAAAUGAAACACGAACUUGCUCUUGAUCGGUUGUCUAUGACUUACUCUUGGUACAACAGUAGAAGUAAUUAUGACAACAAUAAAAUCAAAUACACCCAUGAUGGAAGGACUUGGCAAACAAUUACUUUUACAGAUGGAAUGUAUUCCUACUCAGAUAUUAAUGAUUACAUUCAUCAAUACAUGGCUCAAAAAAAUCAUCACACAACAAAUUCCAAAGGAGAAAAGAAGUAUUCAAUCAAUCUAACUUUUAUUCUCUCCACAUAUCGAGUUUUAAUUUCAAUUGAUGGUGAUUAUCAACUUGAUCUAAGAGGAACAGAAUUUGGAGACCUAAUUGGAUUUGAAAAGAAACUUAUUACAAAAACAGAGUAUGGAACAAAACUACCAAAUAUCACAAAUUCGAUUGAUGUGUUGAAUAUUAAC